Messenger RNA from Theobroma cacao (cacao), 2953 nucleotides. It is a transcript of the gene RSH3, whose product is annotated as RELA/SPOT homolog 3. Gene Ontology annotation, cellular component: chloroplast. NCBI's taxonomy places the organism in Eukaryota, Viridiplantae, Streptophyta, Magnoliopsida, Malvales, Malvaceae. The record is from RefSeq and is a predicted model, not a curated record. Gene Ontology annotation, biological process: guanosine tetraphosphate metabolic process.
CUUUGUUUCUUUUUUUCUUUAAUUGUCCAUUUCUAAGUAGAAAAAAAUGUCUAUAUAUUUGUAAAUACUGUAGCUUAAAAUUUCUUCUCUUCAAACAAACCCCUCCUUUCGAUUCUUUGGUUUUUCUCUUCUGUAUAUAUAUAAAUAUACACGUAGAAUCAAAGAAAUUUCUUUGAUUUCUAGUUUCUACCAUUGAGAUCCCAUUUGGGUCUCUUUUUAGAAAUUUCUUUGAUUUCUAGUUUCUACUAUUGAGAUCCCAUUUGGGUCUCUUUUUACAAAAUUCAUUGGUUUGUGAUAUUAGAAAGAAACCAUGUGCUGAGUAAAUUGUCGGGGUUUCUUUUUAGAGAAAUUUACUGGGUUUUUUAGGGGAAAAUAAAAAUUUAUUGUUUCAUUGAAAAAAUUGUUUGGGUCCUGAGAAAAUUUCUGGGCUUUGUUAUUUUCUCGAGAAAAUUAGUGGGUUUGUCUGGGGUCUGUGAAAAUCUUUGCUUUCCUGGAGGAAAGUACUGGGUUUUGAUUUUUAAUUAAUAAAAACCAUUUUUUUUUUUGUGGAGUCGAUCUGGGAUUUUCGUAAGCCAUGGCUGUUUCAACAAUAGCUCUUUACGCUAGUCCACCGAGUAGCGUGUGCUCCACGCCGCACCAGAUCAACAUCAAUUCUCACUCUUCCUACGAUUUCGACUUGAAUUCAAGAUCUUCAUCUUCAACUUCCUCAACAACGGCUUCCUCUUCUUCACAGAGACCCAUUGUCGGGGGCUUAUCAUGCCUCUUCUCCUCACCCUCGGUAAAAUCAAGCUUUUCUAGCGGUGGAGGAGAGGAUUUAGGGUCCUACAGGGGGGAGGAAUUGAAAGAAUUAAGCAGUUCAUUUUGUUAUUCAUCGAGCAAAUUCGGUGGUUCUUCUUUGAAAACCUCUCAGAGCCCAGUAUCGGUGUUUCAGGGCCCCGUUUCGUGUAGUAGCUGCAGUCCUCCGACGAGAAUUGUUCGUGAAAAGGGUGGUGACGGGAAUUUCCAGGGCUCGUUACGUGGUGGGACAAAUGGGUUGUUCAAUGGAUUCGUUAGGAGUGCGUUAGGGUCUUGUAUUGAUUAUGAUUCCCCGAGUUUUGAGGGGCAAAGUAGUGAUUUGGUUGAUGAAUUACCGUUUACCAUGGAGGAUAAUUUCACGGAGGAAGUGAAUCCGGAUCCUUAUGCUAAGGAGUUGCUUUUGGGUGCGCAAAUGAGGCACAAAGUCUUUUGUGAAGAUUUUGUAGUAAAGGCAUUUUAUGAAGCCGAGAAGGCGCAUAGAGGGCAGAUGCGCGCGAGUGGUGAUCCUUAUUUGCAACAUUGUGUUGAAACUGCAGUGUUGUUGGCAUCCAUUGGUGCUAACUCCACGGUAGUUGCUGCAGGGCUUUUACAUGACACCCUUGAUGAUUCAUUUUUGAGUUAUGACUAUAUUUUUAGGACAUUUGGUGCCGGGGUUGCUGAUUUAGUUGAAGGGGUUUCCAAGCUUAGCCAAUUGAGUAAGCUAGCACGUGAAAACAAUACUGCAAGCAAAACUGUUGAGGCAGAUCGCCUGCACACCAUGUUUCUUGGCAUGGCAGAUGCAAGAGCAGUUCUCAUUAAAUUGGCAGAUCGAUUGCAUAACAUGAUGACACUAGAUGCAUUGCCUUCUCUCAAGCAACAGAGAUUUGCUAAGGAGACUUUGGAAAUAUUUGCACCUUUGGCCAAUCGUUUAGGAAUUUCUAGUUGGAAGGAGCAACUGGAGAAUCUAUGUUUCAAGCAUCUCAAUCCAGAUCAGCACAAAGAACUGUCCUCUAGGCUUGUGGACUCCUUUGCUGAGGCGAUGAUUACUUCUGCUAUAGAGAAACUUGAGAGGGCUCUUAAGGAUAAAGAAAUUCCAUAUCAUGUUCUCUCUGGACGACAUAAAAGCUUAUAUAGCAUUUAUUCGAAGAUGUUGAAGAAAAAGUUGAGUAUGGAUGAAAUCCAUGAUAUUCAUGGACUUCGUGUCAUUGUUGAAAAUGAGGAAGACUGUUACGAGGCAUUGAGAGUAGUUCACCAGAUAUGGUCUGAAGUACCUGGAAAGCUCAAGGAUUAUAUAACUCAGCCCAAGUUUAAUGGGUAUCAGUCCUUGCACACAGUAGUGAUUGGCGAAGGCACAGUUCCACUUGAAGUUCAGAUUCGAACAAAGGAGAUGCAUUUGCAGGCUGAAUUUGGAUUUGCAGCUCAUUGGAGAUACAAAGAGGGUGACUGUAAGCACUCUGCAUUUGUACUUCAGAUGGUUGAGUGGGCUCGAUGGGUUGUGACUUGGCACUGUGAAACAAUGAGCAAGGACCAAUCGUCAAUUGGCUCUGCCGAUUCCAUCAGGCCACCCUGCACAUUUCCUACUCAUUCGGAUGAUUGCCCAUUUUCUUAUAAGCCUCACUGCUGCCAGGAUGGACCUGUCUUCAUCAUUAUGAUUGAAAAUGAUAAGAUGUCAGUGCAAGAGUUUCCCGCAAACUCGACAAUGAUGGAUUUGCUGGAAAGAACUGGGCGGGGUAACUCAAGAUGGUCUCCAUAUGGGUUUCCUGUCAAGGAAGAAUUGAGGCCAAGGCUGAACCAUGAGCCAGUGAGCGAUCCUACAUGCAGGCUGAAGAUGGGUGAUGUGGUGGAGCUAACACCAGCCAUUCCUGACAAGUCUUUGACGGUGUACAGGGAAGAGAUACAGCGCAUGUAUGACCGAGGUCUCCCUGUUUCCAGUGCUGGGCGUCCGGCUAGUAGCAUGGUUGGCUCAAGAAGUUGACCCUGUUUGAUUGUUUCUUUAUGAUAAACCCAAAAAAGAAAAAAAAAAAGCAAUGGGUUUUCCUUGUAUAUAAAUGAUGAAUAUUUGUACGGAACAUGCUCUAUGGUUCUGUUACUAGGAAACAUUAGCUAACUGGAUUCAACAAAGAUUAAAACGAUUGAUUUCUCAUAGUUUCCGCCAUUAAUGCAAUUGCAUGUUAGAUUU